GCUGACAAGAAGGGUCGGAUUCGUCUCCUGGGUAUUGAUGUGCCCAUGCACGAGACCAUCGGACAGCCGCUCUUCCCAGUCCGUGUGCGCAUCAGCCAGGGCCAUAACGAGAAGCUGGUUGGGAACAACCCUGAUGCAGAUCUCUUCCUUGCAACUAAGUUCCUCAGCACACUUUCGAAGGAAGAGGCCGAGGAGCAGAGCAGCAUCCGUGGGGUAACCGUGCUACCCAAGGAAGACACCCCCACGAAGCUCUAUCAUCGGACAAAUGAAAAGGGAAUGCGCGGCAUCAUCCGCGACGGUAUGGUCCAACCAGACACCAUCCCGCCGGAUUGCAUCGUCUCGGCCAUUGACACCGGCCAGAAGGACAAGCCCCUCUACGUCGCGAAAGGCUCAGAAGCCACCCGCGAGGGUGAGCCAGAGCGCACUUUCCGUGCAAAGCGCGACUAUGAGGAAGCAGCGAGCUCAUCCACAGCAGCCCCGCCAAAGGCCGCAGCUGCUAAACGAAUGCCAAUGGCAACACAGAAGCCCAAGGUCAUUGACCCCUCUGAAAUCGAGGACACGACCAUGGUACCUGUUGUUGCCACCCGCGAGGGUGAGCCUGCUCCUUCUGCUUCAGACGAUGUCGAGGUCGAGGUAGAGGUCGAGGUGGACGAGGGCGACACAACGGACGCUGGCGAGGCGGAGCUUUACCCACUUGGCUCGCACCCAUGUGCCUCGUGCCACGCUGUGGUCGCCAAUGGAAUGCUCUUCUGCCUAAAGUGCAAUGCGCCGCAGUCCGAUGAGACCACCAAGACCACGAAGAAAUUCUUCGAGAAUGCAAAGCUCCGCAAGCGCAUCUUGGCCGCCGCCGCAACUGGUAGCCAAAAGCCUAUCGACGCACUCUUGACCAGCGAUCUCCGUGGAGGCGAUGGUUCCAAGAAGCGCGGCCAAAUGAGCGCGGAGGCGGCGGUGAUCAGGGAGGCAAAGGACCGACGGACUCGGGCAGCCAAAAUGAACUACCCGUCCGUUUCAGAGCGAUGGGAGCGUGAUGAUCAAUUCCGGACGAGGAUGAUGCAGGAGG
Symbiodinium necroappetens is the source of this 1060-nucleotide messenger RNA. NCBI's taxonomy places the organism in Eukaryota, Dinophyceae, Suessiales, Symbiodiniaceae. The record is from the annotation of a GenBank genome assembly.